Acanthoscelides obtectus is the source of this 1427-nucleotide messenger RNA. Lineage: Eukaryota; Metazoa; Arthropoda; Insecta; Coleoptera; Chrysomelidae. The record is from the annotation of a GenBank genome assembly.
UGGUGAAAUACGUUUCAGAGCUAAUGAAAUUAGUUGCAAGAAGGAUAAAUAGCCAGCGCUAAGUGUAAUGACAUACUAGGCGGGAAACCGCAAAACGCCAAAAGUAGCGGGAAUGAAAACCGCUUUCUGGUCUGAUGACAUACUGUCGCCCGCGCGGCGGCGCGGCGGUGGAUGGCGGCGCGACAAGGGGGAGAGGCCUGAAUGGCCACAUUCUACUUUUGUCAUCAGUUGUAGCUUAGCUUUGAAGUAUGGAGCUCGCACAUUUUGUUAACGUAGCAACUGUUUGUGCUGCUGAAGCUGAAGGCCUGUUGGAGAAACCACGAAGUCGCAGAUAUGCAGUGCACCCGUAUAACAAUGAACGUUCAAGGAAGUGCCCCAAAUUUUUGGAAGACAUCAGAAAGCAUCCCGAUAAAUUUUUUGAGUACUAUCGCAUGUCAAUUGCGUCAUUCGAUGAACUACUUGGAGCUCUACGUCCACUUAUUACGAAACAGGAGACUUCUUUCAAAAAGCCAAUUAGCGCAAAAGAAAGGUUGACUGUCACACUCAGAUACUUGGCCACGGGAAAUACCUUCACAGCUCUACAAUAUGAAUUCCACAUUGGAAGAAGUACGAUUGCCGAUAUAGUGUCUGAAACUUGCCAAGCAAUCUGGCUUGCUUUGAAAGAUACAGAAAUGCCUGAGCCAACGAAAGAGGAAUGGUACCAGAUCGCCGACACUUUUCAAGAGAAAACAGAUUUUCCAAAUUGCUUAGGUGCGGUGGAUGGGAAACACAUUCGUUGUGUUAAGCCACGGAGCUCUGGAUCUAAAUUUUUCAACUACAAGAAGUAUUUUUCGGUGGUUCUAAUGGCAGUAGCUAAUGCCAACCUUCGCUUUAUUUCAAUUGAUGUAGGAGCUUAUGGUGAAGAAGGUGAUUCGACUGUAUUCCGUGACAGCACUUUUGGUACGAAACUGUAUUCUGGCCAACUAAAUAUUCCUGCACCUAAGUGUCUACCCGGAACAGAUUCCACUCCUCAGCCUUUUGUAUUUCCUGGAGACGAAGCGUUUAAAAUACAUACAAAUCUCAUGAGACCCUUUCCUGCACGUGACAUUGAUGGUCGUCGAAGAAUUUUCAAUUACCGACUUUCUAGAGCCAGACGUUCAGUCGAAUGUGCAUUUGGUUUAUUAGCCAAUAAAUGGCGAAUUUUUCACACACCAAUUUUGGUACGACCAGAGCUCAUUGAUGAUAUCGUAAAAGCCUGUUGCAUCCUACAUAAUUUCGUUCGGCAAAGAGAUGGUGCCAAUUAUGAAGAAGGUGAAAUCUCUCCAUUUCCUGACGUAAUAAAUACUGGUGCAGCGCCCCGCGACCAAGGAACACAAGUUCGCGAUUUUUUCGCAGAUUAUUUUGUUGGGAUUGGUGCCGUCCCGUUUCAAGAGGAGUAUAAUUAUUGA